Austrofundulus limnaeus is the source of this 1603-nucleotide messenger RNA. RefSeq names its product alpha-2-HS-glycoprotein. Gene Ontology annotation, biological process: negative regulation of endopeptidase activity. Gene Ontology annotation, cellular component: extracellular region. The coding region runs from base 108 to 1313 and encodes 401 amino acids. The record is from RefSeq and is a predicted model, not a curated record. The transcript has 8 exons. Gene Ontology annotation, molecular function: cysteine-type endopeptidase inhibitor activity. NCBI's taxonomy places the organism in Eukaryota, Metazoa, Chordata, Actinopteri, Cyprinodontiformes, Rivulidae.
GCCACACAGUGACGUAUACGGCAGUGGGAGGGGUUUCCCAGGAGCUCGGCCCAGUGAGUCUGAGGGUCUAUGGAAGCCCGCACGUGUACGGGGAAGAUUUCCUGCUGAUGCCGGUCGAGCUCGCUCCGGUUCCCUGCAACGACAAGGCCGUGGAGAAGCUCUCCCGCCUGGCCGUCACCUACAUCAACGAGGAUCGCGUCGAGGGYUACAAGUUCGCCCUGAAUCGCAUCGCGAACGUCCACCUGCACGCUCAGGGACCAGCAGGAAACGUGUAUUAUCUGGACCUGGAUGUCCUGGAGACCAAGUGUCAUGUAGGCAGCCCAAAACCAUGGAAACGUUGUGACGUCAGACCCUUCAUGGAAACACAAAUCUCUGGCACCUGCAACACCACCAUUCUGCACACCCCAGAUGGCUACUCCUUCCUGUACAGCUACGACUGCGCUCUAGUCCCAGAUCAUCCYGAGAAGCUGCAGCAGACCUGCCCGACCUGCCCCCUCCUGCUUCCCAUCGACCACCCCGACGCCGCGAACGCCGCCGGCCUCACUCUGGUGUCCUACAAGAGAAAGUCCGCUCUGGGUGCGGGACUUGGAGUGAAAAAGGUCACCAGAGCCGCAGCACGGGGUGUGCCAAAAAAAGCCAUCUUUGUGGAGUACACGGUCCAAGAGUGUCCGGAGGGAAUGACAGAGAGAGGAACCUGCCAGAGAAUGACUCUCAAAUCUGACACAGAGACCACAGGUUUCUGUACAGGAUCAGUGUUUGGAGACUUGAACCACCACCCUGAUGUUCGAGUGUCCUGUGAGAUGUUCAAAAUACAGAARGUGGACACGGUUCGACCAGUUCGGCCCCAGGUUCAGGUCCUACCUCCGGACACGGCGAUCCCGACCUCUUCACCUCAGCCUGAAGACCCAGGAAAGAGUCUGCAGCCUGCUCCCUCUGACCCGCCGAACCCCACUGCUGCCCAGCCUGACCCGUUUGACCCUGCAGCUGUCCCCUCUGUCCCCCCGGGACCCCCGGUCACGGUGAACUCCUCUAACCCUUUCGGCUCCUCUUCCAGCGAGUCUGCUGAGGACGUGGCGAACCCGCAGCAACGCCCGGUCGACCCGUGGAUUUCUGAGUCGUCCUCUGAAGAGGCUGCGGGUCCCGUGGCCCUGCGCCCACCCUUAAACUUCCGCUACCAGAGGCGCYACCGCUCCAAACGGCAGGCCUUGACGGAGCCCUCCCCGACUCACAACCCAGUAUUCCUGUCUGAUUUCCCCAGCGGGCCGUCUCCUUUCCGAUCCUGUCCUGGUCCGGCUCGAUACGCCACAGUGUAACCGGCUUAGAGAUCCCCCCCCACCCCACCACUGAUGUGUGAGAGAGCCUGGACUGAUAAACUCUGCUGCCUGUCACCGGAGGCUUCGAUAAAUUGGUGCUGAUGAGAGGGAUGCUGUCUCUUUCCCUGACCCUCAGUGACCUCCCUGCAGCAGCUCAAACAUGUAUUUAAUGAUGGCUUCAAAAAUGUUUUUAAAAAUAUGUAAUAAAAUUACUUGUACAAUACUGAAGGAUAAUACCUACUGAAGUCUGGAUUUUGGAAAUAUAUAAAAUUAAAAUUGUAUCUCUUGAA